This is a messenger RNA of Arabis nemorensis, 1041 nucleotides long. The record is from the annotation of a GenBank genome assembly. Lineage: Eukaryota; Viridiplantae; Streptophyta; Magnoliopsida; Brassicales; Brassicaceae.
AUGAUGAACUAUAUAGCUCCGAGCAAAGCAAGGACAUUAAUAGUUGUUUACUCUUUUGGAUUCAAAGGAAUGAAAUUGAAGAAUAUCUAUGUUUGUGUUGGUAGUGGAGCUAUGGAGCCAGUAAGGGCGUGCGGUUGGAUUGGAGAUUGUUCAGCAGCAGCAACUAUGGCCUCUGCUGUUUCCAUCAUAAGACCUCUAGUUUCUCCUUCAAAGACUAUCUGCUGUCUAGCAUUCCUUUCAACUGGAUUCUCAACAGAGCAAUAUUGUAUGUUGAGAGUUCCUGAGCUGGAAAAUCCACCUGGGCCAGAUUUCUUUCUAAGGAAGGGCGUCCCUGUCUUUGGGAGUCAGUCAGGUUCAUUGGGGUAUGCUCUCCCUCCUUUUCCUUGGUCUCCUCCGUCUUUGGUUGCCUCUGUGGGGAGAAGAGUCCCUUGGAUUUGGGCUGGCUUGGUACCUUCCUCUGGAGGAUGGCCUGACCCCAUAAGGUCUUCCAUAUGUAUCAUUUCUAUCCUGAGCCCGCUAGGUCGAUGUGAUUUGGCUGCAGCGUUGGGUUUAGAGAGGUUGGUCUGGUUGGGGGAAGUUUUGGGAGAAGGGGCCGUCAUUCUGGUGGAGGCGAGGGUCCGGUUAACCAUAACGGUCACCGUUGGCCUACUUGAGCACGUCGGAGAGAGAGAAAUCUGCGAGGACCUACCUCAACUAAACCCUGUAGAGGGUAUAAAGAAGAAGAGGGGCAGACCACCCCUACAUAAGAGAGCUGGGGUAUCUCCAAAACAAAUCUUGGGACCGGGAUCAAGAAAAAGGAAAGCAAACCAAGUCAACAAGUCUCCAGAUACCAGACGUUCUGCAACGCCACAAAAGAAGAAGAAGGCUAAGGCUAACAACAACCUUCUUACCUCUCUGAACCAAUCAGUAGGGUCAAACAUAGGUUCAACCCGUAGAGCUCAACCUCCCAUAUUUCUGAUUCCUGCAAUUACAGGACCAGGUGUGAUCCAGACAGGUCACUCCCCUCAACAAACAGCAAACCUCAGAGAGUCCCCUACAUAA